GUGACCAUCGAGGUGUUGAAUGACCCACCCACGGAAGUGGACACAGACCUGGUUAAAGAAUGGAAUAAUGACUGGCCUACAUCUUCUCCCUCCUCUGCUGUAGAAUGGCUGGGGGGGAAGAAGCUGUUCUGGCCUUUAUUUUGGGGCUAUGCAGAUGUAGAUUCAGGUGAGGAUGGUACUGGCCAAGCAGUGGAGGAAGAGGAUGAUUAUGCACUGGAGUAUGACAGUGGGGAGCCCCUUCCUAGUGGGCUGGGCAAAACAGGUGGCAACUUGCAAAGCCCAUGGACCCAACGCCAUUAUGGAGAGAAAGAGGAAGAAUGGAGCACAUGGAGUUCCUGUACUGUCACGUGUGGCCAUGGCAACCAGACCCGCUCACGUUCUUGUGGAGAUUUUUGCAUCUCCACCGAAUCCCAAAGCUGUGACCUUAUGCCAUGCCCAGAUAAUUGGAGCAGUGUAGCUCAUGUCUUUCCAUUUGAGAUGGAAAAUGGUACAGAACCCUUUGGCACUGAUGUUGACAGCUGCGAGAAGUGGUUGAAUUGUACGAGUGAGUUUCUCCAGCGUUACCUGCAGCAGGUAUUGACUGAAUUACCCAGCUGUCCAUGCACAUAUCCUUCAGAAGCCUUCAACAAUAUAGUCAGUCUGCUGGAUGCAGGACAUGAUCGGACCUUCCAAUGGAGGGAUGCUAGCGGCCCAAUAGAACGUCUGGAUAUCUACAAACCAUCGGCACGCUCUUGCUUGCGUUCUGGCCUCUCAAGAGAUGGCACCAUCCUGGCUGCCCAGCAUUGUUGCUAUGAUGACAACAAACAUCUAAUUACAAGGGGCAAAGGUGCAGGUACCCCCAACCUAAUAAGCACAGAGUUCUCUCCAGAACUGCAUUUUAAGGUGGAUGUAUUGCCUUGGAUACUGUGCAAAGGAGACUGGAGCAGGUUUCAUGCCGUCCGCCCACCCAAUAAUGGCCUGCAUUGCACUGAGAAUCCCCAACAGGACAUUUUCAUGAAUGAAUUGGAGGAGGCAAGAGAAUAUUAGGUCACCAAAUUACUGUCUCUUCUCUGACACACCAUGUCCUGCUGUGGUGCUUAACCCAAUACAAAUAUACCAGCCAGCCGCAUAUAGAGCUAGUCCUAUGUUGUUGGAUGCAUUGUCAUAACUGUGUUCGCAAAGCAUGGCCCUCUAGCUUUUCUUAUGUUUGAAAAUAUUGUGGAAAUUUUUCUCAUCUGUUGAUGAUCUUUGUUAUGAUAUGUCAAUCUUGUAACUCUUGUAUUUGUGUAAAUGACCAAUACAGCAUUUUGUUGUAUUUUGUUGUUGCUGCUUCAAUCACAUACAGUGGGGUACAACAGUCUGACACUACUACUGAAAAAUGUUUGUCAAAUUUAAUACAUAUUUAUUACAAUCUACAAAUUAUCAGCAUAACAAUUCUAAUGAAAAAAAAUUGCAUGAAUUUUGCUUGAUGGACAGCAGAACUCAAGCUAACAUGAGUUCCACGUUUGUGCAGAACCUGAUGAUAAUGUUAUCCGGCAUGAUUUGAGAAUAUUACAAAGAGGCAUCUUAUGUGCUUCAGUCUGACCUUUGUUACUUAAAUGGUCAAUCUAAUUAGCUUAUGAAAAUUGUAUUUAUUAUUUGUUUUAAUAUUAACAUUCAAUGUGGUCUCUGACCUUUGAACCCCACUGUAUUUCCUUUGAUAUCAGUCCCGUCUAA
Cyprinus carpio (common carp) is the source of this 1695-nucleotide messenger RNA. RefSeq names its product isthmin-2-like. The transcript is spliced from 4 exons. The annotation marks the transcript as partial. Lineage: Eukaryota; Metazoa; Chordata; Actinopteri; Cypriniformes; Cyprinidae. The record is from RefSeq and is a predicted model, not a curated record.